AUGCCUCUAUCCGAAGAACUCCAAGAAUAUUUAAGUUCACUUUAUUUCGAUCCCGAGAAACCGGGUGCGUUUAGGGGUCCUCUCCAGUUAUGGCGCCAGGUGAAAAAAGAGAACAAAUACAAAGUGGGUCUGAUCAAAAUAAGGCAAUGGUUACAAAAUCAGGAUGUGUAUUCGAUGAACAAAGCUGUGCGUCGACGCUUUAAGAAAGCGCGAGUCUUCGCGGGUGGAAUAAAAGAUCAAUAUGACGCCGAUUUAAUGGAUGUCGGAUUUCACGCAAAAGAAAACGAAGAUAUUAAAUAUUUAUUGGUGGUCAUUGAUGUGUUUACUCGAUACACCUGGGUAGCUCCACUGAAAAAUAAAUCGAGUGCUAGUGUAUUGAACGCUCUCAAGCGUUGCUUUAGAGAGAUGGGCUUACCGCGCAAAGUCAGAACGGACUCGGGUAAGGAGUUCAUGGCUCGACAAGUCCAAAAGUACUUGACCUCCGUCGGAGUUAAGCAUUUCACGACUCAAGGCGAAUCUAAAAGUAAUUAUGUAGAACGUGUGAUCAGAACUUUGAGAAGUUUAAUGCACAGAUACAUGAAAAAGAAGCGUUCGUUUAAAUACGCUAAACAACUACAGCUGCUAGUGUCCAACUACAAUUGCACACCUCAUCGAUCACUGGGUUUUAAAGCGCCCAAUGACAUUAAUGAAGCAAAUGAAGUCGACCAAAUUAUUUUGCAAUAUUUUAACUUUCCCCUUCGGCGUCAGAAUAAAAAGUCAAGUAAGCAGAAUAAAAAGAAAAAAUCUUCUUUUCGUUUUAAGGUUGGUGAUACUGUCCGCAUAUCACACUUAAAACAUGCCUUUGAACGUGAGUUCAUGGAGAAAUUUACAGGCGAGGUGUUUAAAAUACAUUCCAGGUUCCUGAAACAAAACAUUCCUAUGUAUAAACUACGAGAUUUAAAUGAUGAAGACCUGACGGGUAGCUUUUAUGAACCUGAACUUCAGAAAGUACAGAAACCCGAGAAUGCUCUGUGGGAGGUGGAGAAGGUAUUGCGUAAAAAACGACGAAAUAAAAAGACGUAUGUACUAGUUAAGUGGUUAAAUUUUCCUCGGAGUUUUAAUAGCUGGGUGCCCGAAAGCGACCUCAAGGAAUUAAAUUAG
Messenger RNA from Saccostrea echinata, 1140 nucleotides. RefSeq lists its product as uncharacterized. The coding region runs from base 1 to 1140 and encodes 379 amino acids. The record is from RefSeq and is a predicted model, not a curated record. The transcript has a single exon. Gene Ontology annotation, molecular function: nucleic acid binding. Gene Ontology annotation, biological process: DNA integration. Lineage: Eukaryota; Metazoa; Mollusca; Bivalvia; Ostreida; Ostreidae.